Messenger RNA from Sphaeroforma arctica JP610, 274 nucleotides. RefSeq lists its product as hypothetical. The transcript has a single exon. The annotation marks the transcript as partial. NCBI's taxonomy places the organism in Eukaryota, Ichthyosporea, Ichthyophonida. The record is from RefSeq and is a predicted model, not a curated record.
ACCCGAGUUCAUCCAGACCAUCAUCAAGAGCAUCAAGAACACCACCGCCAGUACCGCUGAGCGUAUCGGGGCUAUGGAAGCGUUGCAGCUGUGUUUCCUUCACUUGGAGGACCAUACACGCGAGGCGUUGUAUAACUCUCUCUCCAGCUACAUGGAUACCAUGCAGAGGGACUAUGCCUUGGACAGUGACGUGCGUGAAACCUGUAUCUUCACCGUGGCCUUUGGGUGCAUGCUGGGGUGCAAUGACCGCGAGAAGAUCUGUGAGCUCAUGGAG